Mesorhabditis spiculigera is the source of this 1230-nucleotide messenger RNA. Lineage: Eukaryota; Metazoa; Nematoda; Chromadorea; Rhabditida; Rhabditidae. The record is from the annotation of a GenBank genome assembly.
AUGUCUCCAGUCGCUACCAGGAAGAGCUCUCAGUCUGCCUCAAAAAUCGAGGGUACUCACCUCACCUGGGAGCUGAUAGAAGAGGAUUUUCGGAAGCAGAAUCCUGAAAAUUCUGGCAUAAAAACAGGAAGAAGACGUGUCGCCAAGCCGCUGGGAACUUUGAAUGGCUUCAUCUCGACGUGCUUUUACCUGGAAUUCGACUGGGAGGGGCAAAAAUCGUCAGAAAAUUCAUCGUUGCCAAAAAAUGCGAUACUAAAGCUCGUCGAAUGCUCCCGGAUGCAACUCCAAGCCGACAGCCUAGGUGAUGUUGACGACGUGGAGACAAAUGCCCGAGCGUUCAACGACACUGAGCUGCAGUUCCUGAGUCGAAGCCGAGAUGAAGCCGGACUCGGACAGGCGAUUCCGGUCCCAAAAUUCUACGGGGGACGCGAGUUCAACUUCAACGGGCAGGGCUUUGGCUACGUCCUCAUCGAGUACUUCCCCAAAAUCCAGACCCGCCACAUCUUGCACCUCAUCGGCGAUGCGGGCGUGAGGGACGUCAUCAAAGUCUUGGCGGAUUUGACGGUUUUUUCAGCGAAAAACCGACAUUUUAUCGCUGAAUUCGACGAGCAGCGACUGGCAGAAACCAUGGCGGAUUAUGCCCACCCUACGAAGCUGCACCGUUUUCUCGACCGUUUGCAAGCCAAAUUCCCGGAAAAAUCUGGGGAAAUCACAGUACUCCGGUCGCAGACAAAAUAUUUCGAUGAUAUUAACACCUAUUUUGCUCGACUUCGGGCUACCGCAAAAUUCCCGAUCCUGGUUCAUGGCGAUCUGUGGCCCGGGAAUAUAUUGUGGGCCAAAAAUAAUGGAGAAUAUUCGGUGCAGGCCAUUGUGGAUUGGCAGCUGACCCAUCACGGGAGUCCUUUGGAAGAUCUAGCGCGAUUUUUGCCAACUGCCUUGAGCGGGGAGGACUACAGGAUGAGCCGAGACGUCUACUUGAGGCAGAACUACGACUUGAUUUCCGAAAAACUACAAACUACAGAGAUGCCGUGGGACAGUUUUGAAGCGAUGCAAAAAGGCUAUGAAAUAGCGCUUCCGCUGGUCGUCAUCGUUUACACACCACUUUUUUUGGAAAUGCUUGAUCAUUCGCCGCAUCGAAAACGAAUCAAAAACGCUGAGCUCGACGUCUUCCACGCAAAAAUUCGGGCUACGCUAGACGACGCAGCUCAAUGCAUCAAAAAAUGGGAUUCG